AAUAAUUAAAAAAAAUCCCUAAAAUUCAGAUCUUGGAAGUUUGGCAACCCCCACUUUUCUCAUGUUUGUUUAACUUGCCUGCACACUUGGACUGAGUUGGAAUCCAAGUAUCUGCUACAAACCCAUAUCAGUUUUCAGAAUUGAUUCCCUGAGAUGUGUUAAAAGUUCAGAACUUUAGUUGUGAUUCGAGCAGUAGCUUGAUCCGGUCGUGAAUUUUUGCGAAAAGAUUGCGAAUUUCUGUAGUGGGAACAAGAAAUUUGAGAGCUGUGUUGUGAAUUUCUGUAGUUUUAGCAUUUUUGUGUUGUUUGAGCUAGUUGUGGAAGGAGAAGAGAGGUUAAGAUGGGUGAGAAAUUUUGGGUGAAUGACGAAGACAAGGUCGUGAUGGAGUCAGUACUGGGUACCGAAGCGUGCCAGUUCUUGAUCUCACUGGCUUCCGAAAAUGCUUUGUCAGAAUUGAUUAGGCCACCGGGUCAAUUGGGCGUGCAGCAGGGGCUGUGCCAGCUUGUCAAUGGGUCGAAUUGGAAUUAUGCCAUUUUCUGGCAGGCUGUUAGCUCGAAAUCUGGUGGACCUGCCUUGAUUUGGGGUGAUGGGCAUUGCAGAGACACCAAGGGCGGUGGAGCUGGGGACGUGAAUUCUAAUCGGGAUAGUAGUUCGGAGGCAAUGCAGAAAAAAAAAGAGGUGAAGAAGUGGGUGCUUGAGAAGCUCCACGCGUGUUUUGGCGGUUUGAAUGGGGAUAAUUAUGCAAGGAGGUUGGAUGGGGUGUCAGAUAUGGAGAUGUUUCAUCUCAGUUCAAUGUUUUAUGCAUUUCAACUUGAUUCGAUCUCACACUGUGGUCCAGGAGAGUCGUACAAGUCUGGAAAAUUGAUAUGGGUUUCGGAUGCCGGUAGUUGUUUACAUCAUUACCAGUCGAGGUCAUUUUUAGCAAGAUUGGCUGGGUUUCAGACAGUGGUGUUUGUACCAAUGAAAUCAGGAGUUGUGGAACUCGGUUCGGUCAAAUCAACUCCGGAAGAACAAAGUUAUGUGGAUACGGUCAGAAGUGCAUUUGGGGAAUCUAUUCCUAUUCAGGCAAAGGCAUUUCCAAUGAUAUUUGGACGUGAACUAAGUCUCGGGGGUCCAAAAUCACAAUCAGUGAACAUUUCCUUUACUCCAAAAAUAGAAGAAGAUUUUGCAUUUCCUCCAGAAUCGUUUGAAUUACAAUCAGUAGGCACUUCAAAUGGAUGUCGAAGUGAGGAUGGUGAAGUAAAACUGUUUCCGCAAAUGAACCAAAUGAUGGUUGACGGUUUCAAUGUUCAGACAAGAGUCUCAAGUUCAGAGCUGCUCAAGGAUGAGUCCUCUGCACAAAUUGAUGAGCGGAAACCCAGAAAGAGAGGGAGAAAGCCUGCCAAUGGGAGAGAAGAACCAUUGAAUCAUGUGGAAGCAGAACGGCAGAGGCGCGAGAAGCUUAACCAGAGGUUCUAUGCACUAAGAGCUGUUGUUCCUAACAUAUCGAAGAUGGAUAAAGCCUCUCUUCUUGGUGAUGCCAUUACCUAUAUCACCGAUCUCCAGAUGAAGAUCAGACUCAUGGAAACUGAAAAGCAGAUGGUAAACAACAAGGGAAAGCAGUUGCCGGUUCCAGAGAUUGAUUUUCAGGAACGCCUCGAGGAUGCAGUUGUGAGGAUGAACUGCCCAUUGGAUUCUCACCCGGUUUCUGAAGUCUUCAGAACACUUGGGGAACAUAAAAUUGUAGCUCAAGAGUCUAACGUUUCCAUAACAGACAAUGAUAAGGUUAUUCAUACAUUCUCCAUUCAAACUCAAAGCGGUGAUGCCGAACAAUUAAAGGAGAAGCUGGUGGCCUCUCUUUCAAAAUGAUCUGACUGUAAAGUUGUUUCGUAAGUUAUUACCUGUAUCUUUAUGUAUUUGCCUGAUAAACGUGAGUUUUUAUUGUUGUCUAGUAACUGAUGAGUGUCUUCACCUCGUGAUGAUUUGUUAUAUAACUUCAGAUUGAUAUUAUUGUACGAGUUGUUUAGUUUAUGUAUGAAAAAGAGCUCUUUGUAAUUUUGAACAUGUUCGGAAGAACCAAAAUGGAUGCUAUGAAUUUAUCUCUCUA
This is a messenger RNA of Malus domestica (apple), 2086 nucleotides long. Its product is annotated as transcription factor MTB3-like. The record is from RefSeq and is a predicted model, not a curated record. Gene Ontology annotation, cellular component: nucleus. Lineage: Eukaryota; Viridiplantae; Streptophyta; Magnoliopsida; Rosales; Rosaceae. Gene Ontology annotation, biological process: regulation of DNA-templated transcription. Gene Ontology annotation, molecular function: DNA-binding transcription factor activity; protein dimerization activity; transcription cis-regulatory region binding.